ACCAAAAGAGGUAAAAUAGAAUGUUCCAUGAAUACUUUCCUUGUAAGUUCUUACGUAUUAUUUGAACAGUUUCUUGUGAAAGUAGAAAAAUACAUACUUUUAAUAUUUAUACAGCAUUUUAAACUGUAUUAAAAUUCAAACUCGAAAAAGAUAAAGCUCGUGAUUGAAGCCUGAGGAAGUUUACUGAGCUGAGUGUAUGUGGAGAUUUUAAUCAUGUAAUCAGUGGAAAGUUACCAAAAACUCUGAUGCAGAUAAAAGCUACAUAAGAAUGAGUGAAAACAGACAUGCAUAAUUUUUCAGUAUUAUUUUUUUUAAACUUAAAAUAUCAACUUUUAGCCUUGUGUAUGACUUCGUUUUCACUUUUUCUUUUUGCGCUUGCAUUCUUUCUAAUCAGUGUUCUAUGGAAAAAGUUUAGUCUUGAAAAGACACCCAAGAAAUCUAUACCAACUCUAAAAUGUUCAAACGUGUUAUUUUUCUAUUGUAUGUUGGCAAGUGGAAUCAGAAUACUUCAUUACGGUUUCACUUAUGUUUUAUGCAUUAUACUCAAUGUUGCAUGUGGAAUGUGCGUCCUAUUUGAAAAAGAACGAAUUUUUCACGCCACUGUUGCUUUGAAGACUUUUGUGGUUUUCUUCAAACCGGAAACUGUUGAGGUUGUAUUAAGUAGUAAUGUUACUAUUGACAAAUCCAACGAAUAUGACCUUCUGCACCCAUGGCUUGGAACUGGUCUUCUUACCAGCACUGGCAAAAAGUGGCGUUAUAGAAGAAAACUAUUGACACCGACUUUUCACUUUCGAAUAUUAGAAGAUUUUGUGCCUGUAUUUUUCAAUCAAUCGCAUACUCUUGUGUCACGUCUUCGUAAACUUGAGAAAGAUUCAUGGACUGAUAUUGUUCCUCUAAUUACUUCUUGUACUCUAGAUAUUAUUUGGGAGACAGCUAUGGGCGUAAGAAUAAAUGUGCAAUCGGGUGGAUGCAAAGAGUACGUUCAAGCAAUUCAUGAAAUCGGGGAUAUAUUUUUAUUCCGGAUCCUGAGGCCUUGGCUUUACCCAGAUUUCAUUUUUAAAAUUACACCAUCUGGUAGACAGUUUUUCAAGAAUGUUGACGUUAUUCAUCGCUUUACUAGAAAAGUUAUAAGAGAAAAGAAAUCUGAAAUGGUAGAAAAUAAUCAACUAUUAAAACACUUGGAUGUGAUUGCCAAUGACAGUCCUUCAAAUACAAAGUGCCGCAAAGCUUUUCUGGAAUUACUGUUAGAGCAUCACAUUAAAGAUCCAUCAUUUACUGAAGAAGACAUUAGAGAGGAAGUAGACACUUUUAUGUUUGAAGGUCAUGAUACAACAGCUAUGGCCAUUUCUUGGGCAUUAUAUUUCGUUGGAUUAGAUAAACACGUACAAGAAAAAAUACACGAAGAAUUGGAUGGAAUAUUUGAAGGUGAUAAUGAAAGAGAUAUUGAUCGUGAUGACUUGAUGCGUAUGAAGUACUUGGAAUGUGUCAUUAAGGAGACUCUUAGAUUACAUCCUUCAGUGCCUUUCAUAGGUAGAGAAGUUAGAGAAAGCUUCAAAGUGUUGGACUACGAAGUCGAAAAAGGGAGCGUUUGCUUUAUAUUUCCAUUUAUGCUUCAUAGAGAUCCCGAAUCAUUCCCUGAUCCAGAAAAGUUCGACCCCAAAAGAUUUUUUCCCGAAAACAUAACUGGAAGACAUCCAUAUGCCUAUGUGCCUUUCUCAGCUGGGCCAAGGAACUGUAUAGGUCAAAAAUUUGCUUUAAUGGAAGAAAAGACUGUGCUCGCAAAUAUAUUCCGGAAUUUUGAAAUAACAUCUAAAGAUCCCAGAGAUAAAGUUAAUGUUUCUCCUAGCCUCGUUUCCAGAAACCUUGAACCGCUCAUGCUACGAUUCACACAUAGAAAUACAAGAUGAAUUUCAAAUAAGACAACUAUUACUGAAGGGUACUCUAAAAUAGCUACAAAAUGUCUCUUAUCAGGUGUAAAACGAAUUUAAGAUAGUACUGAUGUACUUUGUAAAGACAAAAUGCAAGAGAGAAACAUUUUGCGAAUAUUUGACUUUCACCCUAAAAAGGAAAGAAAGAAAAAAACAAUGAAAAAGGGUCUUGUGUAAUCCUAAGUUCAUCUAUUGCGAAUAUAAAAAAUUACAAAUAAUAUUAUUCUA
Parasteatoda tepidariorum (common house spider) is the source of this 2156-nucleotide messenger RNA. The record is from RefSeq and is a predicted model, not a curated record. Lineage: Eukaryota; Metazoa; Arthropoda; Arachnida; Araneae; Theridiidae.